AUGGAAAAAAGAAAAAUUUUAAGAAUAGGAAAAAGUGUUGUACAUGGGCGAGCAGGCCCAUUAAGAGGGGAAAUGGAUAACGGCGAAAAUUAUGAAAGGGCUAAUAAAAGAAAUGAAGAAAAUUUUAGUGAAUAUAAUAAUAAUAAAGAAAAUUAUACAAAUUCUCGAUUUAAUAAUAACCAAGUUAAUGAAAAUCGAAAUUAUGAAAAUAAAUAUGAAGAUGCAAAAAACACAACUGAGGACAUAUUAAAUAGCCAUUAUAACAAAGAUGAUAGUGAAAAUACCAGUGUCGAUAUUUUUGAGCAAUUACUUCAAAGAGAGCUAGCCAAAGGGGCUUUAGGAGGUGGAGUUGUCGAAAAUAAUCCAAACAAAAUGAAAGGAAAUAUGGGUAAAAUUCAUGACAAUAAUGCCAAUGACAUAAAAUAUAAUGUAAACACUAACAAAAAUAACAAUUUAGAUAAAUAUUCAAUAAAUGAUCAAACAAACGGAAAUAAAAAUAUGACCAAUACCAAUACUAAUAAUGAAGAAGAAGAUGGUGAUGAUAUGUCUAAAAUAAAAUUAAGUGAUCGAAUUAACAAUUCAGUAGUAAGAUAUAGAAUACAUGGAUAUAAUGAGAUAAUAAGAAUAUUCUCAAAUAAUGAUGAUAUGAAUAAAAAAAUAGAAAUAAUAAACGAACUAUUUAGAGAUGAAGAUUGUGUACUAAAGUAUAUAUCAGACAAUAAUGUUAUAUGCCAAUUAAAAGCUAGUGAAAUGACAGAAGAAUAUUUAAAUGUUUUAAAAGAAAUUUAUUUUUAUAAUUAUAAAGAUAAAUAUAAAACAGAAGAUGCACUAAUUGAUUCAUUUGUGAAUGAAUAUAGAAAUAAGUUAUUUAAUUUAUUUAGUAAAAUUUAUAUUGUUUUAUGUGAAAAAAUAUUAACAAAUGUAAAAUCGUUUGAUAAUGGAUUUAAUAUAAUAAGUAAAAUAAUAGAAUAUUGUUCAAGUGAUAAAACAACAUUAAAUAUAUUAACAAUAUUAUCUGAUCAUAUGAAUUCGAUAUAUAUGAAAGCUAAUAAAUCGAUUGUAAAUAUAAAAGGGAUAAAAAUAAAAGUAGUAGCAUCCAUGUUAUUAUUAUUUUAUAAAUUGUUAAAUUCUUUUAAAGCGAAUGUUAUAUGUGUAAAGACAAUAAAUAAAUGUUGUCUAAAAUUUAAUGAAAUGGUAGAUAAAUCAGUUAAAACGAAUUUUUAUUUAUUAUAUAUAGAAAUUCUUACUCAAGUUAAAAAUAAAGAAUUUCAAAAUUGUAUAUUAAAUGAAUUAAAUAGUCAACAAAAAAAUUAUAUAACAAAAGAAUUACAAAAAGAUCAAAAUGGAGAACAUCCAAAAAUUGAUGAAAAUUUUAAAACGUAUUUAACAAAUCAACCACAUUUAGAUGAAAUAGCUAAUAACAUAGCAAAUAAUGGAUUUAUGAUAACUCCAGCAAAUUUAAUAGAUGAAACGGAUGUCUUUAAAGAGAUUUGUACAAAACAAUGGGAAAAAAGAGUUUUAGAAGGUUGUGUAGAUAAUAAUACUAAUAGUAAUAAUAAUGCAAAUAAUAAUAACACAUCAUUGAGUAAUGAAAAUUUAUUACCAUGGAAAAUAAAAGUAGAAGCAAUUAAUUUAUUAUAUGAGAAAAUAAAAUCAAAAUUUGCUAUAAAAAAAACAGGUUAUAUAACUACAAUAUUAGGCAUUAUCUCUAAAUUAUUAAAAAAUGAAUCUGCAUUACCUGUUGUUGUAUCAACUUUAAAAUUACUUCAUAUAUUAAUCGAAAAGUUUGAAAAAGAUAUAUAUACUACUGUCAAGAAAUUUUCAUUUGUUUUAUGCUCUAAAUUGAAAGAUUCAAAUAAACAAGUUUCUAAUGCUUGUAUGGAAUGUUUAACAAAAGCUAUUAUUGUAUAUAAUAUAGAUAUAUUUAUAGAUGAUUUAUCUAAAAAUUUUAAGGAUAAAAAUAAUAAUACCAGAUUAUUAACAUUAGAAUUUAUAAUUAAAGUGUUUGAUCAUAUAGAUAAAAAAAAUAUAAUAACUAUAAUUGAUAUAACAAAGCAUUUAUUAAAUGAUACUGUUGCUAAUAUUAAAAAUGCAGCUUUUAAAGUUUAUGCUAUGAUUAUAGCUAAUUAUACUGAAGAAAUUUAUCCCUCUUUUUUCAAUUCCAUUUCGGCUAGCAAAAAAAAAUCUAUAUUAGCUCUUUGCUCGUCUGUUCAGGUUGCAAAAAAACAAAACAAAGCAGACAAACAAGAAGAUAAAGAAAGCCAAAACUCAAAAAGACAGAAAGAAUAUGAAAAAAAUGAUGCAUUUAAAAAUUCUAAUGUAAAUAAUGAAGAGCAUUCAGAUAACACACUUUCAAUACCUAACAAUAUUAUGAACAAUUUAAAUUCAACAAAUUUUGUGCAUAAAAUUGAAGCACUAAAUUCAAUAAGUGAUUGGCUAAAAGAAGGUGAAAACAUUAACAAUAAUAAUUUUGAUUUUGAAAAAUUAGUUAAUAUAAUUAAAACGAAUUGUUAUGAAUUUAAAGGCAAAUAUAGCCAAUUAAAUUUAGCUAUAUAUGAUUUUUUUAACAAGUUUAUAGGCAUUUUGUUUAAUUGUAAUUUUAGUAAUAAUAAUAAUAAUUCUUUUAUAAAAAUUAUGAACACGUUAAUAUGUUUAUAUCUCGAAAAAGUAGCUGAUCCGAAAGAGGGAAUAAUUUGCAGCGAUUUUAUAAAUAAAUGCUUUCAAUAUUUUGAUAAUAAUAUUAUUAUAGACAUACUUAUAAAAAACAAUUCUGUGAAAUUUGCAAAAAGAAGUGAAAAAUGUAUUAAAAUUUUACAAAAAAUAUUUUUAAAUAAAGGGCCAUCAUCAAAUAUAAAUGUUAAACCUCUUGUUUAUUUUUUGAAACAAUUUGUUGAUUCGAAAAAUACAAAUUUAAAAAAUGCAUCCAUUCUUUUAUUACAAAUAUUAUCUAAAAAUUUUGGUGAUAAAAAUGUAUUGUCUUAUUUAGAGGGCAUAUCUGAAAAUAUAAGACAAGUAGUAAAAUUAAAAGAGGAUUUAGACAAGUUUCUCCAAAAGCAAGGUACAAUUAAUUUGCAAACAUCUUCUGCCUCAAUUUUAACUAAAAGUAAUUAUGACAAUAAAAAUACAAGUUCAGUUGCUAUUAGCUCUGGAACAGAUAAUAAAAUAGGAGAUAAACAUUUAAGAAAAACAAACAUAAUGAAUGAAAAUAAAUCAACAGAUGGUAUAUCCGAGGUAUCGAAAUGGGAAAAAGGUAAUGACAAACAAGCCAAUUCGAUUAUGCAUUUUGAAAAUCACGAUGAAAAUAUGGAUGAUGAUAAUACUACAACAUAUAGUAGAAAAACUAUAAAUACUAAUAUAUUAACAAAUAGAGAUCAAAUAAAUAAAUAUCAAAAUAAUGAAAAUGAGGAAUAUAAAAAUAGUGAUGGAAAUCGUUUGAAAAAUAAUACUAUGGUAGAAAUUAAUUACACAAACUCAUAUCUAAAUUAUAGUAACUCAAUUGUACAGAAUAACAAAAAUAAUAAGGCUGAAAUUGAUGAAAGAAUAACAAUGGGAAAUAAAAAGGAAGCAAUGGAUGCAGAAAGUAUAAGAGAUAAAUUUGGAGAUGAUGAUGAUGAAAGAAUGGUAAAAAUUGGAGACAUAAUAAAAGAUUGUGUUAAUAAAAUAAGUGCAGAAAAUAUUAACAGUACAGGUAAUAAUUACAGCAAUAGUGAACAUACAAAUAUUGGGCAUUCAAACAUACCAGCAAAUAUAGCUAAUAAAAUAACAAACAAUGUUAUAAAAAUAAUAAAUAUUAUUGAAAAAAUAGGAAAGUAUUAUAUAGAUCCUGAUAAAUUAGAUAUGUUAAUUAAUGAUAAUAUUUUAAAAAAAAUAUAUAGUUGUAAUAAAAAUAAAUGUGUGCAAUUAUUAUAUGUUCUUUUAUUUUCAUUGAGAGAAAAUGCAUAUAUUUAUUCGGAUGUCAUUUUUGAAUUUAUUAUAAAAAUGAUUGAAGACACAGAUAUCCCUCUUGAUCAAAUCGAUAAACUUUUAAUAUGUAUGUGUAAAAAUAUAGGUAUUUCAAAAUAUAUAAGUCUUAUAAAUAAUUAUAUUUUAAGUGAAAAAUUAAAUAAUAUUAAAUCAUCAAAUAAGUUGCUUAGUCAAAAUUCUGGGGGAAGUGGAAAUAAUAAUUCUUAUAUUUCUCAACAAAAUGGACAUAACAUAAAACAUACAAAUAGUAAUAAUAAUCUAGGGAAUAAUAAUAAAAAUUUUAAACAAUUUUCAAAACGAAAUGAAAUAUUAAUAGUUAUAAAUAUUAUUAAUACAAAUCAUAUUUUAUUAUUAAAUGAAAAUGUUAUACAAAAAAAAGUUUUAAAAUUUUAUUUAGAUUUAUUUUUUGAAGAUAAUGAACAUAUAAGAGAAAAAUCAAGUAAUGUUUUAGAUAACAUUUAUUCAAAAUAUGGUGCAAAUAUUUUUUUUAAUAUAUAUGAAAAAUUGUCUGCUCAUAAAAAAGAAUGUCUACAUGAUAUUCUCAACCAAAUGAAAUUAAAUAGUGAUUUCUCUUUUUUUAAAAUAUUCUCAUCAAAUAAUUCACAAGUAAAAAGAUUGUCAAACAAUGAAAGUAACAUCAGUACUAUUUCAUCAUCAAAUUUCCUAAAAUCAAAAAACAUAAAACGAUUAAAUUCUUUUACUAAAACAAAAACUUUAAAAAUCGAGUUUCCACCAAAUUAUAAAAUUAAACCAGAUAAAUUAAAAUGGGAAAAAAACCUUGAUCAAUCACAUCUCAAUUAUUUGAUGAAGGAAUUCAAGUUGUUUGGUAGUCAAGAGCUAGUACUUUGUAUGUUUUCUAAUAACCCCACGAUGAUCAAUCGGUGCAUAUCCUUUUUUAAAGAAUAUUUAAGCAACAGUUCGAACCAGUCGACCUUUUUUUCAAAGUGCCGAUUUUUAGAUUUAUUAUUAAAAUGGAUAUUUUAUUCUUUGAGUGUAAAUCAAAAUAAUAAAGAACUGCUUGUUGAGUUUAUAAAUUUGAUUAAAAUGAUUUUAAAAACAUUUGAAGAUAAUUAUGUUUUAUUAAAUAAUCAAGAGCUAGUUAUUUUGGUGCAUUUUAUUUUUGAUAAAUUAAAUAAUACUGUUGUUACCCCAGAAAUUAGUAAUAAGUUUAAGGAAAUUCUUCUUUCACUAUGCUAUAUCUCGGAUCAUAAAUUAUAUUUUUCUUAUCUUUUGAAACAUGCAUCCUCCUGUAGCCCAAAGAAAAUAUGUGAUGCUUUAGAUAUAUUACUCAAGCUUAUCGUUUUAUAUAAAGACAAAUGUUUAAAUAUUGAAAAGGAUGUCAUGAAGAUUCUUCAGAUUUUUACAGUUCAUAGCAAAAAUAAAAAUGUGACAUUUUAUUGUUUAAAAAUUUUUGCUAAUAUUCAAAAGUUUUGUCCAAAUCUUUAUAAGGGGAUAGACAAUGAUGAUAUAGCUUAUUACUUAAAAAGCAAGGUUGACGAAUUUAUCGAAAAAUGGCCAAAUUAUAAUGAGUCGUCAAAUGAUAUUCAAGAAAAUAAAAAUAUUAGUUCAUGUCCUAGUGAUAAUUCUGAAGGAAUUGUCAAAGACGAAGAGUAUGAAAAAUUACUAAAUUACAUAAGGGCCAAUGCAGAAAAACGGAAUGCCAUAAAAAAUGAAGUAGAAGAAAAUGUUAACGAAUUUCAAAACAGUGUUGAGGAAAUUUUAAAAGUGAAAAAUAAAAUAGAGAACACUGAAAUUCACAAAAUAAAUGAAGAUUACAUAAAUAGCCAAAUAGCAUGUACUAGUAUAUCAAAAAAUUUAAAUUUAACAAUGAAUGGAAAUAAUUAUUCAAAAACUAAGGAAUUGUUCCAUAUUUUAGAAUCAAAGAAUAAUGAAAAAGCAGAUGGAUCAAAUACUUAUGAAAAUUCGAUGAUAUAUUUUCGUUUUGUUUAUCUUGCUUCGUUUUUAUACUCCGACAAUGUUGAGACAAUUUCGAAGGUAUGCAAAAUAAUUGUGGAGAACAUAAUACAACUUGGGAAAAAAAGCAAAAAUGGAAAUUUUAUAUUACGAGAAAGCGGGAAUUAUGUCUUUAAAAAUUUUAAUUUAUUUAUUAUACUUAUUAAAGGAGCAAAUUUUGCAUUAAGAUAUUUAUUUCAAAAAAAAUUUGAUAUGGAUUUAAAUUCGUCAUUUAUUCAUUUUAAUGCAAUACUAAGUACAGUUUUAUUAGUAGACAUAUUGAUGAAGAAAAAAAGUUGUAUAGCUAAAUUAUCAUAUGAUCAUUUUUCCUUUUUUUUUAUUAACACAAUAGUAUGUUUAAGUAUAUAUACAAAAAUAAUACACACAAAUAAUUAUAUAUAUUUAUUUAAAAAUGGAGAAAUAGCACGUAGUUUAGUUACAAGUAUAUUAAACAAUUUAUUAGGACGUGAAUUUUUAACUAACCAUUCAAAAUUGUUAGAAUAUGUUUGUAAUGUCUCAUUUAAUUUAGGAUUUGAUAUUAUGAAAAAUAAUGCAAUAUUAAUUGAUGAUAUAUGUGACCCUAAUGAAUUUUAUAUAUACAUAAAUACUUAUGUUAAAAUUUUAAAUAAAAUAUAUAAAAAAAUUAUGGCCAAAAUUUCUGAAGAAAAUAAAAAAGAAAAUAAUUUUGUAUAUAGAAUAUUAAAUAUAAUUUUUACGAGUUUAAAUAAAUAUGAUAUAUUUUUGUCUAAUAUUGAAAAUGAAAAAACAAGGAAGAGAAAAAUAGAUAAUAUACAUGAAGAAGAAAUGUUAAAUAAAAUGAAAAAUGCAAAUCAAAUUAUUAACAACAUGCACAGUAAUAAAAAAAUGUGUAACGACAAAUUAGUUACUGAAAGAUUAAAUGAUGAAGAAACCAAUGUUCAACUUGGCUAUAAUUCAGAUGCUUCUGUCUAUGAUUGUAAAACUACAUAUUAUGAAAACUUAAAUAUCGAUUAUAUGAAUAAUAGUACAAAUUUGGUGAUAAAAACUGGAAGUGUUAAAAGUGCAAGUAUACAAAAUAGUGUAUCAAAAAAUGUUAGCAAUAUUAAUGGUUAUUCAAAUUCUCGAAAUAAAAAUAGUUUAGACGAUGGAAUUUAUAGUGAAUCUGCUAAAAGAAAAAGAGACUCAUAUACAAAUGCUGAAAUGGAUACAAUAAACAAAAAUCGAGCCGAUUUUAUGGAUAAAUAUUUAUUUUUUAUUCAAUUAAUUUUUUAUGGUAUUAAAAAAAAUAAUCCAUUAAUUCUUAUGGCAUAUAUUAAACAUGAACUUAUAAAUAGUUAUAAUGAAAAUAUAAAAUAUUAUUUUAAAAAAUUAGAAAUAUUAUUAAAUAAAGAUUUAAAACAUUCUGUACCAAAUGUUAAUAUAAAUAUAACUUCAGAUAAUUAUUUAUUAGACUUUUCAUUUGAAGAAUUUAUAAAUCAAAAUAGCCAUUUUAAAGAUACAGAAAAAUCUAUUUUUGAAUCAUAUCAAAAUGUUCUUAAUCAAUAUUCAACUUUUGAAUCAGAAAUUAUUUACAACAGUUUUGAUUUAUCUAUUGAUGAUGUUAUACAAAAAAAAAAAGAAUUUUUGGAAUCUCUCAAAACUAUAAAUAUUAAUGAAAUCACUUUUAAUAAUAAUAAAUUUGAAAACUUAAAAGAAAGUAUAUAUGAAUAUAUUAACGAUUUAGAAAAUACACAUAUGAUGGAUGAAAUUCAAAAUGCUGAGAUGUCCUUUAGUUAUGAUUUCCUUUGUACUAUGUAUAGGAUCCCAAUCGAUUCAGACAAAUCAAAAAGUGUUUAUCAAAGUAGUAAGCAAUUAGAAAAUACUAGACAAAAUGAGCCAUCUCAAACAGAUAAAAGGAAAGAGAUACAUUCAAGUGAUCCAUUAGACAAUGGACAUGAUAAUGAUCAGCCAUCAGAAAAAAAACUAAACAAUAAUAAUAAAAAUGAAGAUAGUAAUAAAAAUGAUUUUACUUAUGAAAAGGAAACAAAAAAUGGGUAUAAAUCUGAUACAGAAAAUAAUAACAAAUUAACACGUAUUAGUCAUAAUAUAUAUUUAAGAAAUGAAACUGUUGAAAAUAUAGAUAUGAAUGAGUUGCAAAAAAAAUAUAACCAAGACCAUAGUUUUUGUGAAAAUAAUGAGCAACCACAACAUGAUGAACAUAUUAAUCAGUAUAAUUAUAAACCAGAUCAAGACAAAGAAAAUGAUUUAUUUUGUCAAAAUAAAAAAAGUAUAUAUAAUAAGCAAACCGAUUUAAACGCUUUUAGUUAUGAAGAAAAUGAUAAAGAUAAUGCUAACCAAUUUGAAGAUAAACAUAAUCGAUCUAUAAAUAAAAAUAGUGGCUAUCUAAGAAAUGCAACACCAGAUCCAGAACUUAGCAAAGAUCAAUUAGAAAUUAAUUCAAUAACUAGUACCCCAUUUAAUGAACUUGUAAAAUGUAGUAAUAAUGAUAUUGAAGAUGAUGAAUAUGCAGAAGCCAUGAAAUACACACCCGGAAAUUAUUCCCACAUAUGUGUAUCUAAUUGUAGUAAAAAUUAUGUAGAGGAAACAGGAAAGGAACAAGAAAAGGAUGAUGAACAAGGUGAACAACCAAAUGAUAUUGGCAUGGCUAGAAGAAAAUGUAAUGCAUCAAAUUUUUCAGAAGUUAUAAAUGAGGACGAGCAUUCAGUAGAUUUCCAACAAAAUAAAGAAUCUGAUAUUUAUGAAAAAUUGAAUGAUAAUAUAGAAAAUUCGAUAAGAGGAUGCUCGAACAGUUCAUAUAAAAAUGAAAAAGAAAUAAAUAAUCCACAUUUUGUUCUUAGAAGGACAAAAUUAACUGAUAAAGGAUUUAAUAUUUUCGAUAGAAAUAAACAACCUAAUUCCAAAAAUGCAACAGCCCCUAAAACAUUCUUAAAAAGUAAAACUAAUGUUAAAAAUUUAAUUAAUAAAUAUGAAUCUCAACGAGAAAGACCUAAUUUAUCUAAUUUAAAAACAAAUACAAUUUUUUCCCAAAAAAAAACAGAAAACUAUCAUCAUAAUAGUGGUAUAAAUAAUAGAGAAGCUAAUAAAAUAGCUGCAAAUAAAAUUCAUAAAUUUGGUUAUACCAAUAAACUAAUUUCAAAUGGAGAUAACAAUAGUAGCAACAAAGAGAAAAAACAUUCUUACGAAAGAAGCUUAACUUCAGUUUCUGAUUUAAAAAAUAGACGAGAUCGAAAAGACAUGUACAAUUUGACUAGCCAUAUUUCAAAUGAUUUAGGCUUAAAAUCUUUCCCAACUAGUAGUAGUGUUUCUUCUAAUUUUAAUGAUAGAAAAAAUUAUACUCAUCCCUCAACCGAUACUAGACUAAACAACAUUUUUGAUAACAAACUCCACGAUGAUCAUAACAGAGAAAAUAUAUGCAGUUCUACAAAAAGAAAAAAUCAAAUUACCAUUCCAAUUCCAAUGAAAAAAAGUAUAUUAUAA
Messenger RNA from Plasmodium vinckei vinckei, 9372 nucleotides. RefSeq names its product conserved Plasmodium protein, unknown function. The record is from RefSeq and is a predicted model, not a curated record. Gene Ontology annotation, molecular function: microtubule plus end polymerase activity; microtubule plus-end binding. The coding region runs from base 1 to 9372 and encodes 3123 amino acids. NCBI's taxonomy places the organism in Eukaryota, Apicomplexa, Aconoidasida, Haemosporida, Plasmodiidae. The transcript has 9 exons. Gene Ontology annotation, cellular component: spindle pole; kinetochore; centrosome. Gene Ontology annotation, biological process: microtubule polymerization; establishment or maintenance of microtubule cytoskeleton polarity; mitotic spindle organization.